Messenger RNA from Neoarius graeffei (lesser salmon catfish), 691 nucleotides. It is a transcript of the gene tmem14a, whose product is annotated as transmembrane protein 14A. Gene Ontology annotation, biological process: regulation of heme biosynthetic process. The record is from RefSeq and is a predicted model, not a curated record. The transcript has 6 exons. Bases 200 to 508 code for a protein of 102 amino acids. Gene Ontology annotation, cellular component: mitochondrial membrane. NCBI's taxonomy places the organism in Eukaryota, Metazoa, Chordata, Actinopteri, Siluriformes, Ariidae.
ACGUUCUUGGGGCAUGUUUACUUCCUGGUGACGUAAGACGUAGUACGUGCACCGACCCCGGAAGAGACUGAGAAAGAAGCGUGUGGGUGUUUUUGCACUUUUUAAGACAUCAGUAACUGGAAAUAUUUGACCAAGAACACAAAAGCAAAUGAGUGCGUGACUCGCGGGAAGAACGCAGUGCAGCAGACACGGGGUUUUCAUGGACAGUAUGGCAGUUGACUGGCUCGGGUUUGGUUAUGCAGCUACUGUUUUAUUCGGAGGCUUUAUGGGAUAUAAGAGAAAAGGAAGCUUGAUCUCUCUAAUUGCGGGGUUAUUUUUUGGUGGCAUAUCUGCAUAUGGGGCCUUUAGGAUAACUCUUGACCCACAAGACAAAUGGAUCUCGCUUGCUGCUUCUGGUGCUCUGGCAGUCGUGAUGGGAAUAAGAUUCAAGAAAUCUGGAAAAUUAAUGCCUGCGGGUAUUAUGUCCGGAUUAAGCCUCCUGAUGAUUGUGCAACUGCUGCUUUUCUGAACAUGGCCCUGGACUGAAGAUGGAGCUUAUUCAGCUAAAGUUUUCCUGGCAAUAUAGUUCUAUCCGCAUUGCAUUGCAUCAACCCCUCACUAAUUAUGCACUGAUGAUGAUUCAAUCCCAGUUCAUAUCCAUCAUUUUGAACACUCAUCUUGUACAUUCCAAAUAAAGCAUUUUUUAAUCUUU